AUGCAGUGUGUCCCCACGCUACUCCUGGCGCUGCUUCGCCUCUGUUUGGCCCAGGCCAACUUCGCCCCCCAUUUCUUCGACAACGGGAUAGGCAGCACCCACGGAAACAUGGCGCUGUUCAGUCUCCCGGAGGACACCCCUGUAGGGUCUCAUGUAUACACACUGAAUGGGACUGACCCCGAGGGAGACCCCAUCUCCUAUCACAUCAACUUUGAUCCCAGCACCAGAAGCAUCUUUUCCAUUGAUUCCAAUUAUGGAAACAUCACUCUGAUUGAAGAGCUGGACCGGGAGACAGAAGACGAGAUUGAAGCCAUCAUCAGCAUCUCUGAUGGCCUGAAUCAGGUAGCAGAGAAAAUCAUGAUCCUAGUAACUGAUGCCAAUGAUGAGGCACCCAGGUUCAUCCAUGAGCCCUAUGUCAUACUGGUCCCUGAGGACACACCUGCUGGGAACAGCAUCUUUAAGGUCCGUGCGGUGGACAAAGACACAGGCUCUGGAGGGAGUGUCACCUACUUCCUGCAGAACCCACACUCCACUAUGUUUGCUAUGGACCGCCAGAGCGGAGUGCUGCGCCUGCAGCCCGGAACGACAUUGGACUAUGAGAAGGCCCAGACCCACCUUGUCACAGUGGUUGCCAAGGAUGGAGGAGGGAGGCUCCGGGGAGCUGACAUCUCCUUUUCAGCUACCACUACCAUCACAGUCAGCGUGGAGGACGUCCAGGACACAGCCCCCAUCUUCGUGGGCACACCCUACUAUGGCUAUGUGUAUGAGGACUCUCUUCCGGACUCAGAGGUGCUGACUGUGGUGGCCAUGGAUGGAGAUCGAGGCAAACCCAACCGCGUUCUCUACAGCCUCAUGAACGGGAGUGAUGGAGCCUUUGAAAUUAAUGAGACAUCUGGAGUCAUAUCAAUCAUGCAGAGCCCUGCUCAGCUCCGAAGAGAAGUGUAUGAGCUCCAAGUUCAGGCAACUGAAGUCAGCUCAGCAGGGCACUCAGCUGCCUACACCAUGGUCUCCGUUACCAUCAGGAUUGUGGACCUCAACAACCAUCUCCCAACAUUCUAUGGAGAAAAUGGACCACAGAACAAGUUUGAGCUGUUCUUGUAUGAGCAUCCACCCCAGGGUGAGAUCCUUCGGGGACUUAAGAUCACAGUCAAUGAUUCAGACCAGGGAGCCAAUGCCAAAUUUAACUUACAGAUGGUUGGACCUGGGGACAUCUUCCGAGUUGUCCCUCAAACGGUCCUGAAUGAAGCCCAAGUCACAAUCAUUGUGGAGAAUUCUGCUGCCAUUGAUUUUGAAAUGUCCAAAGUGCUAGCCUUCAAGCUCCUGGCCAUUGAGGUGACCACCCCAGAGAAGUUCAGCUCUACAGCAGAUGUGGUGAUCCAGCUCCUAGAUACCAAUGACAAUAUCCCCAAGUUCACCUCCCAGUACUACAUUGCCAGGAUCCCUGAAAAUUCCCCAGGGAACACUAACGUGGUGUCUGUCACAGCAGUGGAUCCAGACACAGGCCCCUGGGGUGAAGUGAAAUAUUCCAUCUACGGGAGCGGAGCAGACCUGUUCCUUAUCCACCCCUCCACCGGGAUCAUCUAUACCCAGCCCUGGGCCAUCCUGGAUGCUGAAACCACUGCCAAGUACAACUUCUAUGUGAAGGCAGAGGACUUGGAGGGCAAGUACAGCCUGGCCGAGGUGUUCAUCACUCUGCUGGAUGUCAAUGACCACUAUCCUCAGUUUGGACAGGAUCUCCAGCAGAAAACCAUGGUGCUGGGGACUCCACUGAAAAUUGAGGCCACAGACCAGGAUGCAGAGGAACCCAACAACUUGGUAGAUUAUUCUAUCACUCACGUGGAGCCAGCCAACGUGUUCGACAUUGACACACACACAGGGGAGAUCCGGCUGAAGAAUUUCAUCCACUCCUUGGACACUCUCCACAAACUCACAUCUGGCAGGGACAGCACGUGGUCCCUUGAAGUACAGGCCAAGGAUCGAGGUUCUCCCUCCUUCAGCACCACAGCUCUGCUCAGGAUUGACAUCACAGACACAGAGACUCUGUCCCUGAGCCCCAUGGCUGCCUUCCUGAUGCAGACCAAAGACAACCCCAUGAAGGCUGUGGGCAUGCUGGCCAGUGUCAUGGCUAUCGCUGUGGUUCUCACAGUCAUCAUCUCCACAGCCACCUUUUGGCUCAACAAGAAGUCCAACAAGAUCUUGCCUGUGCAGCGCAUGCUCCGCAGGCGUCCCAGUCCUGCGCCCCACACCGUCCGCAUGGAGUGGCUCAAAUUCAAGAAAGCAAAGGCUGCAGCCAAGUUUGUGCUCAGAGAGGAUGCUACCCAAGAGAACUGCAACAACAACAGGCUGGGAAGCACCCCCAGGGCCCCUGUCCCCCCCCCUCCACCCAGAAUGGUUCCCACCAUGAGCACUGACCCCUACACUGUGCCUACGGUCUCUGGCUCACUGGCCCCCCAGAAGUCCCAGAGGUUACCAAAGCCAAAGGCCUCAGAAAGCCCCAUACAAUCAGCUCUGGUUUUGGAACUCAUGCAAAAGUUUGAAAAAAGUGUAGACAAAAAGGCUUACUUCUAG
Elephantulus edwardii (Cape elephant shrew) is the source of this 2568-nucleotide messenger RNA. RefSeq names its product cadherin-related family member 1 (gene CDHR1). NCBI's taxonomy places the organism in Eukaryota, Metazoa, Chordata, Mammalia, Macroscelidea, Macroscelididae. Gene Ontology annotation, cellular component: catenin complex; plasma membrane; adherens junction. Gene Ontology annotation, molecular function: cadherin binding; calcium ion binding. The record is from RefSeq and is a predicted model, not a curated record. The coding region runs from base 1 to 2568 and encodes 855 amino acids. Gene Ontology annotation, biological process: cell-cell junction assembly; cell morphogenesis; adherens junction organization. The transcript is spliced from 17 exons.